This is a messenger RNA of Pyricularia oryzae 70-15, 2361 nucleotides long. RefSeq lists its product as uncharacterized. The record is from RefSeq and is a predicted model, not a curated record. Gene Ontology annotation, biological process: protein modification by small protein removal. The transcript has a single exon. Gene Ontology annotation, molecular function: peptidase activity. Bases 485 to 2263 code for a protein of 592 amino acids. Lineage: Eukaryota; Fungi; Ascomycota; Sordariomycetes; Magnaporthales; Pyriculariaceae.
GGUUUCCUCUUCUUAAAUCAACAAAUUCCGACGGUAAUCAACCAAAUAUUGCCUACGUGUGCAAAUGUUUCUUUGUGAUUCUCUCCGAUGCACUCCUUCCUGAUUAGGUAGAGGCGGGAUUGCGUGGCGACCAAAUGACAAACACCUUAAGUCAGAAUUGGUUUCUCUCAGCGACUGAAUCUGAAUCUCUUUUCCCAGGUCAAAUCUGCUCUUCUCACACAUCACAUUAUCAUUUCUCAAUUCAACACAUUUCCCAAUUGUUUGUCUUGGGUACCAGCAUAGUCUACUCUUCAAACCCAUUUGAAAAUCAAACCCCUUCAACAGUAGGAACGUAGGGCAAGGUAGGUAGGUAGGUACCUAGUCUAGUUACCAACCUAGUUACAAGGUAGCCCACUCACUACCUCAAGUUGCAGGCUUGCCUAGGCAGUGAGACAGAAAAUCGCAUUUCACAUCAACGACGCCACGCAUAUCCAGAACUUUCACCAUGGACGUCCAUCUUUUAAUUUAUGACCUCUCAAGAGGCAUGGCGCGGCAAAUGUCGGCCGGCCUGCUAGGCUUCCAACUGGACGCCAUUUACCAUACAUCAAUUCAGCUCAACGGCCUCGAGUACGUCUAUGACGGCGGCAUCGUCGCCAUCCGGCCGGGAUCGUCGCACCUCGGUCAGCCCCUAGAAACGCAGCUACUGGGACAGACUCACCUCCCGAUGGACGUUGUCGAGACCUACCUUGACUCGAUGCGCUCCGUCUACACAGCCGAGGCCUACGACCUCUGGAAGCACAACUGCAACAACUUCUCAAAUGACUUUGCCACCUUUCUACUGGGCCACGGCAUCCCGGACAAGAUUCUGAACAUGCCAUCAGAAGUCCUCGAGUCGCCGCUCGGCCGCAUGCUGAUGCCCGCCCUCGAUCAGCAGGUCCGGGUAAACAGGCAGCAAAACGGCGGCGGCAUGCUCGGCAUCGGGCAGAACGGGAGCAGUGGUGCUGCACAGCAUACAAGCUCACAGGCCCGGGCAUCCAGCCACCGAGUCCGCCAGGCUUCAAACCUCAGAGACCUGGAUUCCCUGAUGGCACAAGCCCGAAGCUCAUGUGCCGUCGUCUUCUUCACAUCUGCUACCUGCCCGCCAUGCAAGAUGCUGUACCCAAUGUACGAGGAUCUGGCCGAGGAAGUGGGUGAUAAGGGCUUUGUCAUCAAGACGGACAUAUCCGUGGCUCGAGACGUCGCUGCCAAGUAUGGGAUCACCGCCACGCCGACUUUUAUUACUUUUCUCAGGGGCGACCAGGAAAACAGGUGGAUGGACGCCGACGCCGGCGCCCUCAGGGGCAACGUCCGUUUGCUCGUCCAGAUGGCGUGGCCGCCGCACCCACACCAGAGCAUCCGGCUGCCGACAAUAGGAAAGACUGAACCUAAUCCUGUGCUCUUCACCAAGGCGCCACCUCUGCCGAAACUCACAGCGAAGAUGGGAGACAAGGUUGCUAAGGAUCCCGCUGUGGAGAGCGUUAUUGGCUUCAUCAUGGGGAGGAAUUCCGACGGUGCCGCACAGGCUCACCUGCCAGACGUCUCGGCAUUCUCAUCUUUCCUCGAGAGUUCGAUCAAGACCUUGGAACCGGAAGUGCUCUUCCCCCUGGUGGACGUGUUUCGCUGCGCACUGAUCGACCCGAGAUUCAGCGGCUGCUUCGCCGAGGAAAAAGACCACAAGACCAUUGUCACGCUGCUGAGCCACGUCAACGAGCUGCCGUCCUGUCCAUACCCGCUUAGGCUCGUCACCCUUCAAGCGACUGCCAAUUUGUUCUCCAGCUCGCUCUACUGGGACCCGAUCCUGCGGCAUGACGGGCUUAGGUCCCAAGUGAUCCGGCUAGUAUCGUCCAGCUUCCUCGACGAGGUCCACUCAAGCGUGCGUGUCGCGGCGGCCUCGGUUCUCUUCAACGUGGCCGUGGUCAACGGCAGGGCGCGCAGAAAAGGGGCAUCGGCACCGGGCUCCACUGGCAUCAAUAGCCCCGGUGACGUCCUGCCCGACGAGGACCAGGUUGAGGUGGCAGCGUCUCUGGUGGAAGCGAUAUCCCAGGAGAAUGAGUCCAAGGAGGGCCUUGAGGGCAUGCUCCUGGCGUUGGGGCAUUUGAUAUACUGCCUACCCCUCGAUGGUGAGCUGGCAGACCUGAUCAAGACGUUGGAUGCGAGGAGGACGGUGCUGGGCAAGAAGGAGGAUUUUAAAGACAUGCCGCUCAUUGACGAGGUCGGUUCGGUGCUGUUAGGAAGUCUCAAAUGAAUAGACCAUUCUAGAAGCUUUGGAUAGACUAGUGAACUUUUAUAACCCAUUUUUACACCACACUCCACUGUGGUCUUCAAUAUACCGGUUCGCUUAGC